GUCCGCCAAACUCGAGCCACAACAAGAUGCUGUUGCGACAGUGCAUGCGAGGGUGCAGGCAUGUGCUCCGACGAGUGCUGCUGCUGCAGCAGCACGGUGCACGUCGUCAGGCUUCAUCAUCCACGAGCAUCAACGACACGGUGCAGGAGCACACGGAGCUGGCAUGGAUCUUAUCGUGCUUCACGCCAUUUGGCGACCUCACCCGCAUGACGCAAUGGAAGGCCAAAGCAUCGCAGGUGAAGGUUGGCACGCUCGGCCUGUUCAGCUACCCCGUCCUUAUGGCAGCAGAUAUCCUCCUCUACAAGGCGACGCUGGUUCCUGUUGGCGACGAUCAGGUACAGCAUCUUGAACUGACGCGCGAUAUUGCCCGCGCGUUCAACGCCCACUACGGCCGCGGUGUGUUUGUUGUUCCGGACUGUGUCCUCGGUGAUUCGCAUCGCAUCAUGAGCCUGCGGGAUCCAACCAAGAAGAUGAGCAAGAGCGACCGCUCUCCGCUCAGCCGAAUCGUCCUCACAGACAGCCCUAAGGAUAUGCGGAAGAAGAUCCAAAAAGCAGUGACAGACAGCCUUGGUCCUCCCAGCUACGACAGAGAGCACCGCCCUGGCGUGUCGAAUCUCAUGGCCAUCUACAGUGUCAUCGCAGACCAGUCGCUUUCUGCUGUUGAAGCGGAGUUUUCGUCCGCCAAUAUGGAGACGUUCAAGUCCACGGUCGCCGAUGCGCUCGUCACGCAUUUCACACCAAUCCAGGAGAGGAUUGCAGCGCUGCGGCAAGAGCCCGGGUACAUUGAGAGCGUGCUGGCCCAGGGAGCCGAGCAAGCGAGGGAGAGGGCAGCAGCCACCAUGGAUGAAGUGAAGCAGGUGGUGGGACUGUCGGGACUCAACGCUCCAGCGAGCGACAGUGUGCAAUAAACAUAAACGCAAAC
Salpingoeca rosetta is the source of this 922-nucleotide messenger RNA. RefSeq names its product tryptophanyl-tRNA synthetase. Gene Ontology annotation, molecular function: ATP binding; tryptophan-tRNA ligase activity. Lineage: Eukaryota; Choanoflagellata; Craspedida; Salpingoecidae. The transcript has 7 exons. Bases 27 to 908 code for a protein of 293 amino acids. Gene Ontology annotation, cellular component: mitochondrion; mitochondrial matrix. The record is from RefSeq and is a predicted model, not a curated record. Gene Ontology annotation, biological process: mitochondrial tryptophanyl-tRNA aminoacylation.